UAAAACAAAAUUUAUAAUUGAUCAUGUUGCCGAAAAAUAACUUAUUUUUGGAGUAGCCGUAGAUGUAAUCAUCUUUUUUUUUUCCGGCUAAAUAAAUUUACAAACGGCCGAACAAAAAGGAGUCAUUCCGCGAGCUUCGAUCACCACCGUCAGAUUUAUUUAACAAACGGUCAGGAUCGUCAUACGAUCUCUUAAACAAUAUUUUAAAAAUCUUCACAGAAAUUAAGGAAGGCGAGAAUGAUUGGUCUUCCAUAGUUUUGACCAUGGCGGAUCUUAGCCACCUAGUUUCUUAUAUUAGCUAUAUCCGCUCCUCCGUAGACACAACUAAACAUUUCCAUAAAUAAAUGUUUAUAAACAAUGUCUAACUACUUUUUCUUUUUUUUUUUGUUUCUUUUGUUACAUUUUCUUGGCAGAGGAGAGAAGGAAGAAGGAAGAAGGAAGAAGGAGAGAGAGAGAGAGAGAGAAGUUGGCAUCAUCGUCGUCUCUCUUUCUUUUUCUUCUCUUCUCGUGAAAUCUCAAAGAUUCAUCACCUUCGGGUAAAGUUUUUGUUUCUUCUUGGAAAAUUCUGCUCAAAACGAUGAAUGUGAUGCGUAGAUUGACGAGUAUGGCUUCUGGACGCAGUUUCGUCACUUCUGAUAACGUAGGAGAAGACGAGACGCCAAGAUCGAAGAAGCUUAACAAAACUCGUGAAGAUAUAGAGUCUACGGAAGCGGCUACGUACGAGAGAGGUUCUACUUGUUUAGAAGAUGAUAAGACACGAGAAGAAUCUGUCUCCACGAGAGAGAAUUCUCAUUCAAUACCUAAAGAAAUGGAAAACGGUGGUGAUGACAAGGAUUCGGACAGUGGAAUCAUCAAGGGCAAUGGGACAGAGUCUGGUCGGAUUAUUACCACCACAAAGAAGGGUCUGAAUGAUCAGAGAGACAAGACCAUCUCUUACAGAGCUGAGCAUGUCAUUGGCACUGGCUCAUUCGGUGUUGUCUUUCAGGCUAAGUGUUUAGAGACAGAAGAAAAAGUAGCAAUCAAGAAAGUGUUGCAAGACAAGAGAUACAAAAACAGAGAGCUUCAGAUCAUGCGAAUGCUCGACCAUCCUAAUGUCGUUGAGCUCAAGCAUUCUUUCUUCUCAACCACUGAGAAAGACGAGCUUUAUCUUAACCUUGUUCUUGAGUAUGUACCAGAGACUAUAUACCGUGCAUCAAGAUCUUUCACCAAGAUGAAUCAGCAAAUGCCCUUGAUUUUUAUUCAGCUCUACACAUAUCAGAUUUGCCGCGCAGUGAACUAUCUACAUCGAGCUCUUGGAGUGUGUCACCGUGACAUUAAACCACAAAAUCUAUUGGUGAAUAAUGUUACACAUGAGGUGAAGAUAUGUGACUUUGGAAGCGCGAAAAUGCUGAUUCCUGGAGAACCAAAUAUAUCUUACAUAUGCUCAAGGUAUUACAGAGCUCCAGAACUCAUCUUUGGAGCAACUGAAUACACAACCGCUAUUGAUAUGUGGUCUGUAGGCUGUGUUAUGGCUGAACUUUUUCUUGGACAUCCUCUGUUCCCUGGAGAGACUAGUGUUGAUCAAUUGGUGGAGAUAAUUAAGAUUUUGGGGACACCAGCAAGAGAAGAGAUAAAGAACAUGAAUCCUCGUUACAAUGAUUUCAAGUUCCCUCAGAUAAAACCUCAGCCAUGGCACAAGAUUUUUAGGAGACAGGUACCUCCUGAAGCAUUGGAUCUUGGCUCUAGACUUCUCCAGUACUCACCAAACCUGAGAUGCUCAGCUCUUGAAGCAUGUGCACACCCGUUCUUCGAUGCUCUAAGAGACCCCAACGCAUCCUUGCCUAAUGGAAGAGCACUUCCUCCCUUGUUUGAUUUCACAGCUCAAGAAUUGGCUGGUGCAUCUGUUGAACUGCGUCAUCGCUUAAUCCCUGAGCAUGCAAGGAAAUGACUACUACUUCUCUACACAUGUUCUUGUUCACUUACCUCUGCAACCACUAGGACUAGUAGUUAAAAAGUGUAAUAAUCUAUAAGUUUGCAACUUUGUAGCUUCCAUUGUUGUAUACAGAUGCAGAAUUUUCCAAUUUUUAUAAAUGCAAAAUGUCAC
Brassica napus (rape) is the source of this 2083-nucleotide messenger RNA. RefSeq names its product shaggy-related protein kinase beta. The record is from RefSeq and is a predicted model, not a curated record. Bases 578 to 1927 code for a protein of 449 amino acids. Gene Ontology annotation, cellular component: cytoplasm. The transcript has 12 exons. Lineage: Eukaryota; Viridiplantae; Streptophyta; Magnoliopsida; Brassicales; Brassicaceae. Gene Ontology annotation, molecular function: ATP binding; protein serine/threonine kinase activity. Gene Ontology annotation, biological process: signal transduction; protein phosphorylation.